Antrostomus carolinensis (chuck-will's-widow) is the source of this 2363-nucleotide messenger RNA. RefSeq names its product dipeptidyl peptidase 4 (gene DPP4). The annotation marks the transcript as partial. NCBI's taxonomy places the organism in Eukaryota, Metazoa, Chordata, Aves, Caprimulgiformes, Caprimulgidae. Gene Ontology annotation, biological process: proteolysis. The transcript is spliced from 26 exons. Gene Ontology annotation, molecular function: dipeptidyl-peptidase activity; serine-type endopeptidase activity. The record is from RefSeq and is a predicted model, not a curated record. Gene Ontology annotation, cellular component: plasma membrane.
CUCUCAUCAUUGUUCUGUUGGGGGUGGUGAUAUCUACAGUUGCCCUUAUUUAUCCUAUCUGCAUUCUAAUUACCGGCAAAAGUACCUCUGAACCUGAUUCACGAAGAACAUAUACUCUACAGAAUUACUUGAACAAUGACUAUAAGUACAGAACACAUAAUUUGCAAUGGAUUUCAGGAAAUCAGUAUCUUCACAAAACAGCUAAUGGAGAUGUCCUACGUAUCAAUGCUGACACCGGAACAUCCUCAGUAAUCUUGGCGAAUACAACAUUAGAUAAAUACAAGGCAACUACAGUUAUAUUGUCUCCUGACCAAAAGUUUGCUCUUCUGCAGUACAGCUAUACAAAGUUGUGGAGGCAUUCCUAUACAGCUUCAUACCACAUCUAUGAUUUCAAUAGCAGUUCUAUCUUAGUUGAUGGACUACUGCCUAAUGACACGCAAUAUAUAUCCUGGUCACCUGUUGGUCACAAACUGGCUUAUGUUAGCAAUAAUAAUGUUUAUGUAAAAGCUUCACCAACAGCAGAACAUGUGCAAAUCACUAAUAACGGAGAAGAAAAUAAAAUUUUCAAUGGAAUACCAGAUUGGGUUUAUGAAGAGGAGAUGUUUGGCAGCCAUUCUGCUCUGUGGUGGUCUCCAAAUGGCGAUUUUGUGGCAUAUGCAGCAUUUAAUGAUACAGAAGUUCCGGUUAUAGAGUAUUCUUUUUAUUCUGAGGACACCUUGCAGUAUCCAAAGACCGUUAGACUCCCGUAUCCCAAGGCAGGAGCUACAAAUCCAACUGUGCAAUUCUUUAUUGUGGAUACCAGAUCACUACCUGCUUUCCGCUCUGCUGAAAUUUCUCCACCUGCAGAAAUAAAAUCGGGGGAUCAUUAUUUGAGUGUUGUAACAUGGGUGACAGAUGAAAGGAUCUGUCUGCAAUGGCUGAGAAGAAUUCAGAAUUUUUCAGUCCUCACAGUCUGUGACUUUGAAAAUGCUACUGGAAAUUGGUUGUGUCCACAGGAAAAACAACGUACGGAAGAAAGUACAACUGGCUGGAUUGGCAGAUUUCAGCCAUCUGUCCCUCACUUUGCACCCGACAAUGCUACCUACUACAAAGUCUUCAGCAAUAAAGAAGGUUACAAGCACAUCCAUUACAUAAAUGGCUCACAGGUUCCAGUAUCUAUUACUGCAGGAAAAUGGGAAGUAAUCAGCAUAGAAGCUGUAACCAACAACUUUUUAUACUACAUUAGUAAUGAAAACGGUGGAAUGCCAGGAGGAAGAAAUCUUUAUAAAGUGCUCUUGGAAAGCAGUCCAAAUUCUACUAAAUGUGUUAGCUGUGAUCUGAAUCAAGAAAGAUGCCAGUAUUAUUCUGUGUCCUUCAGCAAAGACGCACAAUAUUAUCAGUUAGAUUGUCGUGGUCCUGGCCUGCCCGUAUCUACUCUGCACAGAAGCAGGGAUGAUCAAGUCCUCAGAUAUUUGGAAAAUAACACUGAACUGGAGAAUUCAUUGAAAGAUAUUCAGAUGCCUUCAAAAAAAAUUGGCUCAAUUAGUGUAGGUGGAUACAACCUGUGGUAUCAAAUGAUAUUGCCUCCCCAUUUCGAUUCAUCAAAGAAGUACCCUCUGCUCCUUGAUGUGUAUGCAGGACCCUGCAGUCAGAAAGUAGAUUACACCUUCCGGAUCAGCUGGGCUACGUACCUUGCAAGCACCGAGCAGAUCAUUGUAGCCAGCUUCGAUGGCAGAGGAAGUGGAUACCAAGGGGAUGAAAUUAUGCAUGCAAUAAACCGAAGGCUGGGAACAUAUGAAGUGGAAGAUCAGAUAGAAGCAGCCAGAAAAUUUUCUGAAAUGAGCUUUGUUGAUAAGGACCGGAUAGCUAUUUGGGGUUGGUCUUACGGGGGAUACGUGACCUCCAUGGUGCUUGGCUCUGGAAGCGGCGUGUUCAAGUGUGGAAUAGCAGUUGCACCCGUGUCACGCUGGCAAUAUUAUGAUUCAAUAUACACGGAGCGAUACAUGGGCCUUCCUAUAGCAAGUGAUAAUCUGAACAACUAUAAUAGUUCAACAGUAAUGGCCAGAGCUGAAAAAUUCAAGGAAGUUGAGUAUCUUCUUAUUCACGGAACAGCAGAUGAUAAUGUUCACUUUCAGCAAGCAGCGCAGAUUUCCAAAGCUCUCGUUGACGCUGAAGUGGAUUUUCAGGCAAUGUGGUAUACCGACAAAGACCAUGCCAUCGCUGGUCAAGCACAUAAGCAUAUUUAUACCCAUAUGAGCCAUUUCAUAAAGCAGUGUUUCUCACUGCCCUAGCACCAGCAUUUUGGUUGUUAGUGAUGGUACCACUCCAUAAAACUCUCUAGCCAAUGUAUACUGAGCCACUACAAACUUCUGUGAAUCAAGAUG